Beauveria bassiana ARSEF 2860 is the source of this 1485-nucleotide messenger RNA. RefSeq lists its product as uncharacterized. The coding region runs from base 1 to 1485 and encodes 494 amino acids. The record is from RefSeq and is a predicted model, not a curated record. Lineage: Eukaryota; Fungi; Ascomycota; Sordariomycetes; Hypocreales; Cordycipitaceae. The transcript has 2 exons.
AUGGAUGGCGAUCCCGCCGUCCACAAGCUUGGUCCUGACCGCAUAGCGUCUCAGAUUUUCCCUUCUGCAUCCUCUCUCACGGCCGCACAGCCGCACAAUGCCUCUACCAACAUGCUGCCCGAGCCCGCGUUGACCUUUACGAUCCCCAGUGUCCACGACGGGCUUCCUCUCGAUUGCCGCAUCUACCACCCCGCGUCGUUGCGGGCCAGUGUGCACGCACCGCCGCCAUGGAAGCGACAGGCGGUCGUGCUCGCGCACCCGUACGCGCCACUGGGCGGCAGCUUUGACGACCCUGUGAUUGAGACUGUGGGGGCCAGCAUGCUCAAAGAGGGCUACUUGCUCGGCACGUUUAAUUUUCGAGGAGCGGGUCAUUCGGCGGGCAAAACCUCAUGGACGUCGAAAGCAGAACGAGCCGACUUCCAAAGUCUCAUCGGGUUUCUGGCAUACUACAUUCACCACCUGGACCACUUUAAGCGCGCAGACGCCGUGGCCCAAGGCAACAGCGACGAGACACCCAGACACAACAAUGUGGCCAAUGGAGAGCCCAUCCACAAGCCUGUUCGUAGAAGGCACGUGCUGGUUGUGGGCGGCUACUCGUACGGAUCGCUCAUAACAGCACAGCUUCCGCCGCUGGAGACGGUUCUCGAGCCGUUUGCGUCCCCGUCAAGCGCAUCCAACGAGGCGCAGAUUCGCUUGCGAGCAGCAAGCCUUGCCGAACAGCAAAACACACUUGCUAGGCUUACCCGGGACGCGCUGCUGGAGAUGAGCGCCAAGCGGAGCCCAUCGCAGCGCGGAGUCCGCGUCGGCGGCGACGAGGGAAGCCUGAGCCCAGGGCGCGCGCGGCGUAGCGCAGAGGGCUCCGGUGGCGGUCGUCGCAGCCGCAGCGUAUCCCGUGAGCUGGAGGAGAAGCUGCAUGAGCUCGUCUCCAAGACGAAAUCCAGCGUAGCAGCGCGCAAUCUACACCACAGACACAUGCCCGCAGAAACGACGGCGACGACGACAACGACGACGCUCGAAAAGGUGCCGGAAGAAAAUGGUGACAUGGCCCCAACGGUCAAGACGCGACGGGAACCGGCGGCACAAGGCCGACUGCCCCAGAUUGCGGGCUUCAAGGUGCCGCAGCAGGCAUAUGUGCUGCUGUCACCGAUUCCAGGCCUCGCGUCACACCUCGUUACGCUGCGGCUGCUGCCCGGCGCGCUGUCGCGAGCGCGGCGGCCUGAGGAUGACCCGGCUGAGGCCAAGCUCCUGCGGCACCCGACGCUGGCUGUCCAUGGCGACGCGGACUCGUUUGUGCUGCCGUACAAAGCGCGCGAGUGGGUGGCGCGGCUGGCGGGCGCGCAGGGCUCGCGAUUUCGGGGCGUCGGUGUGCCGACGGCAGGCCAUUUCUGGGCCGAGGAGGGCGUACUGGAUAAGAUGCUGGAUCUUGUGGGGGAGUUUGUGCGUGGCUUGGUGGUGGAUGAUGGGGAUGGGGAAGGUAUUGAAUGA